AUGGUCAACAGCAGCACCCAGCAUCCCGCCAACCUCCCGCUGAGCCAGGCAGUCGCCGCCACCCAGCCAACACACUGGACGUACAUCGCCGAAGGGGCCGCCAACCUGAUCCUGGCGUACCGGCCGGCACCGGGCAGCCCGGCCGAGGAAAGCCUGCGCGGGAAGUGUCUGCGUCUGGCCAAGCGCAUCCAGGCCCACCCGCCCGCCAUCGCCACUGAUCAGCAUCCCACCCAGGUCUCCUUCUUCGACUUCCACCACCACAUCCUCCGCGCAUUGCUCCCCCAGGAACAGCUGCUCCGCUUCGACCUCGUCACUCUCGCCGUCCCUCAGCCCUGGCUCGACCAGCUCGCCGCCGCCGUCGAGCCCCGCCGCCCCCCCUCCAAGCGGGGCCAGUCCCGCAUCGACUGCGCAGCCCCGCUGGCCGUCCUCAUGGACAACCUGGCACGCGAGAGCGACGGCGAUCAGCAGCACACCAUCGCGGUCGAGAUCAAGCCCAAGUGGGCCUGGCUGCCCCACUCCCCCAUCCUCCUCGACCCAACGACCCGAGAGACGAAGAGCCAGUUCUGUCGGACAUGCGUCUUCCGCGCCGUCCGCGCCCUCGGCCCAGACACCGCGCCGCUGGAUCCCUACUACCUCUCCCCCGCCCGCUUCUGUGCCCUCCAGCUCUUCAGCACCCAACACCCUGCUCACUUGCGAAGCGCACUCGACCGCCUCCGCGCCGAGUGGCAACACCAGAUACCCUCCGCUUCUCUUCCAACACCCCCCCCUGACGCUGCAACCGGCCCACCCAAAUCCACGAGCAGCCAGUCCCACAAUAACUUCAAGAUCUUCCGCCACGGCCUCCUGCUCGAUCCUUCAUCCGUCGAGGUAGAUCCCCAGUUGAUUGAAGUCUUGGCCGCCACCCUCGAGCGAUCGGGCGUGUUAGGACGCCUAGCCGACCUCCAACGCCGGCUGGACAUGUUCGACAUCGAGGGGGUGUUCGGGGAGGUGACAGGAAGCGACCCGGCGGGGCUAGGGACGCUAGAGGCGCCGAUCACGCUUGCCGAGCUGGUGGCGCUAGUCCCGCUGCUCUCCGAGCCUCUGUCGCCGACGGCUAUGGCCGAGCGUGUCGCCCGGCUGUUGCCGCGGACCAAGGCGGUGAUGUAUGCGCUGUCGAUGACCUUCAAGGACUGCUCCAUCUUCGUCCGUCUCCCCGUACACCACUUCCCCGAGAACCCGGCCCGCCUCUCCCCCCUCCCUCUCGCCCCCACUCCUCCCUCAUCCGACGAUCUCGUCAAGAUCAUCGACUUGGACCUCAAGCCUAUCGCCCGCUUGCAUAAGUACUUCAAGGCCGACCGCGCUUCGUUUUCCGGCUUCAUCAACCUCUUACGCUCCGCUCAUUCCCCUCCUACAACGUGUCUCGAGCUCUGCAACAACUCUGCCUCUGCGUAG
Puccinia triticina is the source of this 1431-nucleotide messenger RNA. RefSeq lists its product as uncharacterized. The record is from RefSeq and is a predicted model, not a curated record. Gene Ontology annotation, biological process: inositol phosphate biosynthetic process. NCBI's taxonomy places the organism in Eukaryota, Fungi, Basidiomycota, Pucciniomycetes, Pucciniales, Pucciniaceae. Gene Ontology annotation, cellular component: nucleus. Gene Ontology annotation, molecular function: inositol-1,3,4,5,6-pentakisphosphate 2-kinase activity; ATP binding. Bases 1 to 1431 code for a protein of 476 amino acids. The transcript is spliced from 3 exons.